Messenger RNA from Rhipicephalus sanguineus (brown dog tick), 2637 nucleotides. RefSeq lists its product as uncharacterized. NCBI's taxonomy places the organism in Eukaryota, Metazoa, Arthropoda, Arachnida, Ixodida, Ixodidae. The transcript has 20 exons. Gene Ontology annotation, cellular component: lysosomal membrane; Golgi-associated vesicle membrane; cytoplasmic side of endoplasmic reticulum membrane. Gene Ontology annotation, biological process: membrane protein proteolysis. The record is from RefSeq and is a predicted model, not a curated record. Gene Ontology annotation, molecular function: aspartic endopeptidase activity, intramembrane cleaving. Bases 25 to 2637 code for a protein of 870 amino acids.
CCGAACCAACAACUGACGGGAUUAAUGUUCACGAAGGAAUACGAAAUGGACGCAAGCCUGAUACUGGUGUGGUUCAUCGCUACUUUCAGCGUGGCAGCUGGCGCUUUUUGGGCAGGAACCGUUAGCGACCAGAUCUACCGCUACCACGUGUACAGAGCGAGAAAGCUGGCGGCCAUGCCUUCUCGACGAGCCGUAGUCGAAGCGCGCAAGCCAAGCCAGCCCGCUGCUGAAGCUGGUGCUGUCGGUGCCGGAGCUGGUGGUGGUGCCGCUGGUGCUGGUGCUGCUGCUAGGGAGGGCGGCGCUGCUGGUGCAGGUGCCGUCGCUGCUGGCGGCGAUGUCUCCAAACGAGACGUCGUCGACACGAAGCGUCUGACUGAUACCAGCGUCGACGACAUCGACAUCGAGCUUACGCCCGUCGGCAUUCUCGUUUUCGUGAUUUUCAUGUCCUCCUCGCUCGUCGUAAUCUACCUGCUCAUCCAGUACCUUGUGUAUGUCAUUAUCGGAAUGUUCGUGCUGGCAUCGUCAGUCGCCCUCAUUGGCGUGCUCGAACCCCUGGUCCACAGGCUGCCUGUCGGCACCACGAAGGUGCCCAGCUCCGUGCUCCCUUGCUUCUACGUCCAGCUGGAGGUGCGGCAGGUGUGCGUGAUAGUGCUAUCCGUCGGCGUGGCCUUUUCGUUCGUCGUCAUCCGGCACAACCCGAAGUCCUGGUUGCUGCAGGACGCGCUGGGCAUCAUAUUCUGCGUCUACAUGAUCAAGACCCUGCGCAUGCCCAACCUUAUGGUUAUCUCCGUCUUGUUGAUCUUGCUCUUCUUUUACGACAUAUUCUUCGUCUUUCUCACACCAUUCAUUCUGCCAAAAUCAAACCCUCACAACGAUACCAACAGCUUCGCGAAGUCAUCGGGGAGAGGCGACAGUAUCAUGGUGGAAGUAGCCCGAGGCGGUGGCAGCGAUGAGCUCAUACCGAUGGUGAUGCGAGUUCCUCGGCUCGGCGACCACGACCUUGCCGCUUGCUUCGGGGAGUGGUCGCUGCUCGGACUCGGCGAUAUCCUUAUUCCCGGGUUCUUGGUUGCAUAUGUGCACAGUUUCGACCUGAUCGCGUCUCAGCGCCGCCUCUAUUACACUACCACAGUGAUCGCAUAUGGCGUGGGCCUGGUGGUGACGUUCGUCGCUCUGUUCCUCAUGAAAACCGCGCAGCCCGCGCUGCUGUACCUCGUGCCUGCAACCCUGAUACCCGUCGUGGUCAUUGCCCGACAUCGGGGAGAGUUGCACGACAUCUGGUACGGAUUCAAGCCUGCGACGCCUCCGCCGUCGGAGGAAGACGCCGAGCCACCUGCGGUCGACCAAGGGAAGGAACAGCCGAAGGAUUCGCGGCGCAAGUCCCUCGAUAGCUCGGAGGGGCCGCUUCGACUGAAGAAGCCGGCUCCCCUGUCGAUUCUCCACGUGAUAAGUUUUACGAGCCAGAGCAGCUGUGAAAAGCCAUAUGGAAUCGACCUCAAGAAUAAAGUGGUUCUCAUUCAAGACACCGGCAACUGCACUCUGCAAAAAGCCAUGCAAAUAUACAAGGACGCCGGAGCUUACGGCCUCAUAAUUGGGCUUGCCUCCAACAAGAUCGAUGAUAUAAGUGUCGAGAAGACGGCUUCAUCUGUGACGGACCUGGUACUCAUAUUUGCAACAAACAAAACGGCUGCAUUUCUUGGGAAAAUAAUGAUACCGAAGCAACCAUUGCCGGCAAAAUUCUUCACGAAGAACAUGGAAGUGGACCCUGGCCUGGCCGUGAUUGGUUCCUCGCAGUCUUAUCUGUGGGGAUUGGUUCGUACUGGUCGGGAAACAGGCAUCAGAUACGUGUGCGAGGUGCACAGUCGUCAAAUGCGCCGUCGGCGGCUCUCAGGCAGCAGCGGCAGCGCGGCCAGCCAGGCUCCCAGCCGGCCGCAAGGCAUGAACGUCAUCGAGGAAGAGAGCUCGCUCGACGUCUCCCCUGUCUGGGUGCUGUCGUUCGUCGUCUUCAUGACCACCAUGCUCGUCGUCCUCUACCUCUUCAUCAGAUACCUUGUUUACUUCAUUCACGGCAUGUUCGCGCUGUCCGCGUCCGUCGCCGUUCUCGGUGUUCUGGAGCCGUUGGCUUACAAGAUGCCCUGUGGCACUGGCAGGCUUCCGGAUGGCGCCAUACCCUGCUUCCACGGUUCGCUCGAGGUGCGGCAGGCGCUCGUGCUUUUCGCUGCAGUGAUUGUGCCCGCUAUCUGGGUCUACAUCAGGCACCAUCCGCUCUCCUGGAUUAUGCAGGACUUGCUGGGCGUCUGCUUCAGCGUGUACAUCCUGCGCGUGCUUCGGAUGCCUAACCUUAAGAUAUGCACUCUGCUUCUGUCGAUUCUGUUCUUCUACGAUAUAUUCUUUGUAUUUCUUACACCGCAUUUGAUUCCGGCGAAAAUGACUCACAACGCAUCGACGAGCUUCGUAAAUGCCUCGGGGAAAGGCGACAGUAUUAUGGUUGAAGUGGCCCGCGGCGGUGGCUCCAAGGAGCAGAUACCGAUGGUGAUGCGAUGCCGCGGUUUGGGAACCAACAUCUCCGCGUGUCUGAACACUUACUCGCUUCUCGGUUUCGGCGACAUCCUCGUACCACAGUGCAUUGACGAAGAAUAA